UAUCAUUCCUUCAUGUGUUCGAUACCAAAGGCAAGUGCUUUAAAUCUUUUCACUCGAUGUCCUGGAUUAUACUGUGGGAGAGAAUUGCUGUCUGAUGGCAAUUGGAGUGAUUGCGGUGCUUGUCCUCGUGGGUUCAGGGCAAAUGCCUCUUCGAUAUGUAUACCUUGCGAUGACGAACCAAUGCUUUAUGAUUGGCUCUAUCUAGGAUUCAUGGCAUUGUUAGCCUUAGUAUUACAUUGGUUUUGUAUUGAUAUGGUAUCUAUGAGGCGCAACAUACCUAAGAAAGUGAUUGCACUACACUUGUCUGCUCUGUUGGAAGUUGUUUCUGCAUCUCUGAUUACUUUGCAACUGACUGAUCCUAUAGGCAGUUUUUCAGUUAGGUCCUGUAGAGUUAUGAAACUCUCAGAUUGGUACACAUUGUUGCACAAUCCUAGCCCAAAUUAUGAAGAAACCUUGCAUUGUACACAGGAAGCUGUUUAUCCUUUGUACACGAUGGUGUUCAUUUUUUAUGCUUUAGGAACAGCUAUAAUGUUAAUGAUAAGACCAAUCAUAGCCAAGAAAUUUUUGCCAAAAAAAGGAAAAUUUUCAAUUUAUGCUGCUCUUUAUUUUUAUCCCAUUUUAGCUUUAUUACAUGCAGUUGGUGGUGGUCUAAUAUUCAAUGAAAGCAUUGUUGUUGAGCUGUGUAUCAGAUAUGAAGAAUGCAAUAGUUAUUUUAGGUCAUUGGCUGUUGUAUGGAUAUGGUUUAAUGGCUGCAGCAACUUUCCAAGGUCUCGGCAUUCAUCCAGCAAUGCUUGCUUUAGUUCCUUUACCUGCAUUGUUUUACAUUCUUACUGCAAGGUUCACAGAUCCACAUAAGCUUCAUAUAGAAUAA
Messenger RNA from Heterotrigona itama, 871 nucleotides. Lineage: Eukaryota; Metazoa; Arthropoda; Insecta; Hymenoptera; Apidae. The record is from the annotation of a GenBank genome assembly.